Trichophyton verrucosum HKI 0517 is the source of this 813-nucleotide messenger RNA. RefSeq names its product hexose transporter protein. The coding region runs from base 1 to 813 and encodes 270 amino acids. The record is from RefSeq and is a predicted model, not a curated record. Gene Ontology annotation, molecular function: carbohydrate:proton symporter activity. Gene Ontology annotation, biological process: transmembrane transport; carbohydrate transport. The transcript has 3 exons. Lineage: Eukaryota; Fungi; Ascomycota; Eurotiomycetes; Onygenales; Arthrodermataceae. Gene Ontology annotation, cellular component: membrane.
AUGGCGAAGAAAUAUCUUGGAGGGUCUGGUGAUAAACUCACUAUAUGGAUAUCUAUAGCUGCAUCUACAGUCCUCAUAUUCUACGGUUAUGACCAGGGGGUGUUCGGCAACGUCCUUAUUGGGGAGGACUUCCUACAAACAAUGGGUUAUCCAUCCACAAACCUACAAGGGACCAUGACAUCUGUUUACAAUAUUGGAUGUUUCGUUGGUGCCAUGUCAACUGUAUGGACCGGAGACUAUUUUGGCAGACCCCGGCAGAUAAUAGUUGGCAGCACUAUCAUUGCUAUCGGUGGUAUCAUCCAAGCUUCUGCCUAUGGUGUGCCUCAGAUGAUGGUUGGAAGAGUGGUGGCCGGUCUAGGUACUGGAAUGAACACCUCGACGGCUGGGGUAUGGCAGUCUGAGACUAGUAAAAUGAACAGCAGGGGGAAGCUUGUUAUUAUUCAAAUGGCAAACUGUAUAAUGGGAUUUUCUGCUUCUAACUGGUUAACGCUUGGUUUCUCUUUUGCUAAAGGGAGCGUUGCAUGGAGAUUUCCCUUAGCAUUUCAGGUGUUUUUUACUCUUUGCAUAUACGCCAUGUGCCCUUUUCUACCAGACUCUCCCCGUCUACUCAUCCGCAAGGGGCAGUACGGCGAGGCACUAGAGGUGCUAGCUGCACUGGAAGGUAACGGAGCAACGUCAACUUCUCAUUCUGUCAAAACCCAAUUCAACGUCAUCAAAGAUGUGCUAGAUCGGGAGAAUCUGAACUCUUAUACAUGGUUUAAACUGCUUAUGGGAAAAGGCGAGUCUUCCAGAGUUCCCUCGGGAUAUACCUAG